UCCCCUCCCACUCGAUCCCCUCCGCCGCCGCCGCCGACCACCGAUGACCGUCUCCGGCGAGCCCCGCCGCGUCGUCCUCCUCGUCGACGUCGACCCUCUCCUCCCCUCCCCGAAGGCGAGUGCCCCCACCGCCCAGCCCCUCGCCUCCCACUACCUCGCCGCCGUCCUCCCCGCCGCCACCUCCCUCCUCUCCGCCUCCCCGGCCGCCUCCCUCUCCGCCGCGCGGCUCUUCUUCUCCUCCCUCUCCCCGAUCCUCUCCUUCUCCCUCCUCCCCGGGCCGCUCCCCGCCGCCCCGGCCCCGCUCUCCUUCCACCUCCACGGGGAAACCCUCGCGUCCCUCGCCCCGCUCCGCCGACUCGCGCUCCCGGCCUGCGCGCACCGCCGCGUGCCCCCUUCCUCCUCCAUCGCCAAGUCCAUCCUCCAGCUCGAGCACGACUACCCCUGGGACGACGACCCCGAGUCCAUCCGCCGCCGCCGCGUCUUCCAGCAGACGCCCAAUCUGGUGGUCCUCUUCACGGCCGCCGCGGAAUUCGAGGAAUUCGGGGGAGACGCGGACUUCGGAGGGAGGUUUCGUGGGGUUUUCAGGCCGGUGAGGGACCGGCUGGCGGCGAGGGGCGUGCAGGUUUGCUGGGUUGCCGUCGGCGGCUGCGGCGAGGGGGUUCGGAGGGCGGUGACGGAGCUGGGGUGGUGGUUCACGGCCGCCGAUGCGGUCGCAUUGGGAUCGGCGAUUGCAACUCCGGGGCUUGUGUGGGGAUGCCUUGGGCUUGGGGGUGAGGAAGGUGGAAGCCGUGGGGAGGUCGUGCUCGAGAUCGCCGAUGUGGAGGGCAAGCCACUGGUCUGCAAGGGUUGCGAGGUGGAGGUGAUUGGCUCUACGCCAUGGCGAUUGAGGGGUGAUAGUGUGUUCAAGAUGCAUGUGAAGGCAGUGUGUGAGGUGGGGAAUUGGGAGCAGUUGAUCACCGGGGAUGGUGAUGCUGUCAUGGUGCGUGGUUGCUUUCAAGAGGCCGGUAAGAUUGACGGUGAAGAGGCUGCGGAAAAGGAGUUCUUCGCACAUAAGAUUGUCGAAUUGAUGCUCGGCGAUGAUAAGGAUAAGCUUGGGGGAGGCAAGCCGAUCUGGCAGCUUAUUCUGGUGUUUCUUCAUAGGAAGAACUAUUGUGCAAUGGUUUCAAUUUCCGAUGGGGAUGGGAAUCCUUUAGAUGGUGUUAUCGUGCCUCUCUCGAUGAACUAUGCGUUACUUCAUGUUGCGAAGAAUGGUGCUGGUUUUGGUCAGGUGGUUGCAAAAGGCCCUGCAUUGUUGGAUAGUUGCAUGUCUGAUACAUCAAAGGAGCAGAGUGCGAGGAAGAAGAGAAGCAAGCUGGUCAGUAAGCUAUUUGAGGCGACCACUUGGAUCUCCUUCUGUGAUGUGCUCCUAAAAAGUGCUGAUGGCAGCAUGCCGGUGGUGGACUUGGAAGACUUGUAUUUCAGCAGGUAUGCUGCCACAUCUAAAAAGAUGCGGUUUUUGAAAUGUUGGAUGAAACAAGUGAAACAGCAAUGUCUUAGUACUUCGUCAAGCAUAGUUGCAGUUGCAGAAGAAGAAAAACAUCUUUCCUCAAAAGAUGAGGCAGAAACAAAAAGUCCAGUUUUAGAGGAGGAUGCUUCAGCCCCUCUUGUCAAUUUUUCUGUGGAUGAAUUAGUUUGUGACAAAGAGGACAAACCAAUGGAUGAAAUAAAUUGCAACAAAGUGGAUAAACCAGUGGGUGAUGAGACUUCAGACUUUUCUUCUAUGGAAGAUUUAGAAGCAUUUCUUGAUAGUGUCCCUCAGAAGAUUGAGCAAAGUCUUUGUUCUGAAGAUGCAGAUUUGGGGAAUUUAGCUGGACGCUUGGUUGGCUUAUCUGUUCAUGCACUGAUGAUUAAGCACGGAAAGAUCUCAGUGAGGUACUCUAAUCGUGGGGAAGUAGAAGAUGUUUCUGAUGGAAAAAUUGCCUGUGAAGCUUCCGGUAUUCUGUUGGUGAAACCUAAAGAGCUGGUUGCAAAGUACAAAGACAGAAAUACAGCAUGUGCUACAUCUCAGGAAAUCCCAAAAUAUAGCACAACUUACAAAAUCCGAGAACAUGAACUGCAGAUUUUGCUUAGAAUGGAGAUAAUGAAGUCUGAACUUGGACCUGGUAUCGAGGAAGGUUCCAAACAGAAGAUGAUAAAAGAAAUCUGUUCCCUUCUGCAGUUUAUUGAUAUCAACCUCCAAGGGGAUUCAUUUCAGUCCAAUAGUAUUCUUGAGUUUGCCGAAAAGACUAUUAAGAUCAGGUACAUCGAAUCCAUGGAAGAUGUGAUCAAGAAGAUCUACACCGAGAUGGAGUUCGAUCUGUUCGACGACGAGGUGGAAUGCUCCGAGUCCCUCCCCAGCAGCAGCAACCACGACGUCGACGGGAGCAACAGCCGCCGUCACCGGAGCAACUCCGCACCUCACCUGCUGCGACGCGAUCACGGCGGCGGCAGCAGUCACGAGGAGCGGCUGGCGAGGGCGGAGGAGAGGAGGAACAGGGACCGCAGGCUCUCCUCGUUCACCAGCUGGGUCCCCGACCUCCGCCGCGUCUGGGCGCUCAAGCACCCCGGGAAGGAACCCGCCGCCGCCGCGCCGCCGCAGUCGCGGCAGGGGGCGUCCAAGCGGAGGAAGCGCCGCCGCGCUGCGUGCACCGACAUGGUCUGCGAGACGCCGAUGACGGUGGCCGCCUCGGGGAAGAGGAAGCCGGGCGACGCCGCCGGGUCACUCGCGACGGUGUCCAAGGCCCUCUUCCACGACGACGAGGCGGCGGGCAUUAGCUCGAGCAGCGUCUGAAACCGCCAUUGUUGUUUCGGCCAGGACAUGACACGACACGACGAUGUGCCUCAUGAGGGCAUGCAUGCCGGGCCAGGUGAAGAAAGCUGGGGGGGACUGUGUCAGUGUGUGUUGGUGUGCAACUCUGUGCAUGAUGGCUCACAUCAACGUUACAUCGGUUUCGCAGAUGGCGUCUGCUGCACGACGUGAGAGAGGCGGGGUACCAGGAAACACUUGUCCGUGCUUGGACGUAACGUGUCAUGUACAAGUCCCGGGAAUCCGGAUUCAGAGAUUCUUGGCUUCGAGUGUGCGUUACGCCAAGGUAAACACCAUGACAGGUCAAUGUUGCCAUCUUUUUUUAUGCUACCGUGUUCUUUUAUUAUUUUUACCAAAGAAAAAUACGCUACUGUAUAUAUUACCUUGUCACAUGCGUGUUUACUUUGUAUGCCUCAAAAUAGUUGCGUGUUGUACGUAGUACUUGUAUGCCUAUGUUCCUGGUUUUUACCUCGUUUUUACUCGUGCUAUACGUAGUUACCAGAUUUGUUUGAA
Messenger RNA from Oryza sativa Japonica Group (Japanese rice), 3337 nucleotides. RefSeq lists its product as uncharacterized. Gene Ontology annotation, biological process: mitotic G2 DNA damage checkpoint signaling; response to ionizing radiation; mitotic DNA replication checkpoint signaling. The record is from RefSeq and is a predicted model, not a curated record. Gene Ontology annotation, cellular component: nucleus. Gene Ontology annotation, molecular function: chromatin binding. Lineage: Eukaryota; Viridiplantae; Streptophyta; Magnoliopsida; Poales; Poaceae.